CCACGCCCAUGAGUGGAGUUGCCACUUUUAUUCAGACGAAAGCGCCGGUUUCUUAUUAGUAGAAUAAUAAAAUGUCUCUGGAAAUUCUAAAACAAGGCGCCGAAGGGCGUUUAUAUCUGGGCGAUUUCAAAGGAGAGGCCUGCCUGAUCAAGGAACGGUUUGUGAAGAAGUACCGUCACCCGGAACUGGACACCCAAAUCACGCGGCAGCGCAUGAAAGCCGAGGCAAAGGCGGCGGGACGAUGUCUGGCCGCUGGGAUUAUGGCUCCAAGGAUCAUACACUCGGACCUUAACACCCACAAAUUGUAUAUGGAAUACUUCGACAAAGCCCAGACGGCCAAGCAGUUCAUACAGGAUACCGUAGCCAGCCAGAGCGAGGAUCAGGCGAAGCAAUCUCUGCAGGAGUUCUGUACGAGAAUCGGUGCAAUCAUUGGGAAAAUGCACUCGAAUCAUAUAAUACACGGAGAUCUGACGACGUCGAACAUCCUUAUCAAUCCCAAGGGCGGCGAUUACGACGUUAUACUAAUUGAUUUCGGAUUAAGCCACUACAAUCAGGCGACUGAGGACAAGGGCGUGGAUCUGUACGUCUUAGAACGGGCGCUACUGAGCACCCACAGCGAGCAACCAUAUCUCUUUGAGCACAUCCUUACAGCCUACCGUAGGGUAUGCGGAAAGGACGAGCAGGCAGUACUAUCCAAGUUCGAGGAGGUGAGAGCCCGCGGUCGCAAGAGGACGAUGAUUGGUUAACAAAUAAUAAACUUUAAUAACAGCUACAAUAUUAAACUUA
Drosophila rhopaloa is the source of this 786-nucleotide messenger RNA. It is a transcript of the gene Prpk, whose product is annotated as EKC/KEOPS complex subunit TP53RK. Gene Ontology annotation, biological process: protein phosphorylation. The record is from RefSeq and is a predicted model, not a curated record. Gene Ontology annotation, molecular function: ATP binding; protein serine/threonine kinase activity. The coding region runs from base 72 to 746 and encodes 224 amino acids. The transcript has a single exon. NCBI's taxonomy places the organism in Eukaryota, Metazoa, Arthropoda, Insecta, Diptera, Drosophilidae. Gene Ontology annotation, cellular component: nucleus; EKC/KEOPS complex; cytosol.